This is a messenger RNA of Drosophila subpulchrella, 2515 nucleotides long. RefSeq names its product cell division cycle 7-related protein kinase. The coding region runs from base 318 to 2276 and encodes 652 amino acids. Gene Ontology annotation, biological process: protein phosphorylation; mitotic DNA damage checkpoint signaling. The transcript has a single exon. Lineage: Eukaryota; Metazoa; Arthropoda; Insecta; Diptera; Drosophilidae. Gene Ontology annotation, cellular component: nucleus. Gene Ontology annotation, molecular function: protein serine/threonine kinase activity; ATP binding. The record is from RefSeq and is a predicted model, not a curated record.
GAAUUGCUUUAGUUGUCAAAAUAUGAUUAGAAAAAAACACAAGUACAUAGUCUCUAUUUAGUUACUGGUAAUUUUUCUAGCACAAAAUUCGAACACAAACACCCCCGAAUACAUUCGAAAUUAUUGUGUUUACACCGCGGUUAACCGCGCCAGGUUGAUACCGCUCUACCCGGGAAACAGGCCUAGUAAUCGACAUCAAAAACUGCACAACCAACUAAAACUUCAACUCCAUAGCCAAGCCGGAAAAGGGAAGAAUUUGUGUCCCCCUGGGCUGUUGAUGGGUGGCGCGAAUAUUUACUAAAAUUCUAAUUUUUAAAAUGGACAGGAAGGACACACAUCAUCAUCGCCAUCAGCAGACGUCUACCAAAUCGCUUUACGCCAUCCAAAUGGGGGUCCAGGAAAAAUCGGCUAACAAUAUGGGUGGCUCUCUUGUGAAUGCAGUAUCCUCAACUAAUUAUCACCCAAAUCGGUAUUAUAACGAAAGGCAAGGUUUCAUGGCUUCUGGAAUUCAGCCCGCUGUCCCUGGGAUUCAGCAUCAUUAUCUGCAACAACAGGUCCUAACUCAACAGGUGCCCAAUCCCAAUGUCGAUCUCAAUGAAAAGCUGGCCAAGAUCAGUCGUCAUAAUGCCCACAAAGAACUGGCUGCCAUGCAGGCGAGAAAUAUGCAAGCCAUCGAUAAAAACGCAGAGGCCUUGAAGGAUUUGCAGGAGAGCAUUCCGGAAAUACAUAAAAUCUUCGAUGUACACUGCCGCAUCGGAAGUGGAACCUUCAGCACAGUUCUGCUGGGAACUCUGCAGCGCGAACGAUGUCUCGUGGAAACCCAGAGGAGGCGCUUUGCCAUCAAACAUCAUAAUCCCACAAGUCAUCCGGAGAGAAUACUCAGGGAAUUGGAGUGCAUGUUUCGCAUCGGCGGAGUGGACAAUGUGAUUGGAAUUAAUUGCUGCAUAAGGUACAAUGAGAAUGUGGCCUUUGUGAUGCCCUAUAUGACCCAUGACCGAUUUCACGACAUCUACAGGAGUCUGAGUUUCCAAGAGGUCCGAGACUAUCUGAGGAACCUGCUCAUCGCCCUGCGGCAUGUGCAUAAAUUCAAUGUGAUUCACCGGGAUGUUAAGCCGAGUAACAUUCUAUAUAACCGCCGAACUGGCAAGUUUUUGCUUUGCGAUUUCGGUUUGGCUCAAAGGAUCGCCGAUGAUGGCAGUCUUAUACAGUCAAGUGACCUAAGUUCCAGGGAGGCUUUCAGUUUUUUGAGGGAUAUGGAAAGCGGCAGAAGCCUUAUGCUGACCGAUGGUAAUUCUGCUCAAGCCGAGGCCGAGGAUUACAUGGCCAGCCGAAGGAUGCGUGCCUUGGGCGGCGGCGGUGGUGUUGACCAUGCCCUGCCAGGACCUCCAACUAUGCAGAAACUGCGGGAACAGACUGGUGGCCAUUUGAGCAAGAAGGAUGUGGCCAAUCAAAAGGCUGACACCAUGAGGUUGCUGAAUCGCCUGCGUCUCAUGAGCCCAAAUGCGGAUCCCAAUAACUACGUGGUCUCCACGAACACCUCGAAGAAGGAUAUGCACGCCUCGCGGGCCGGAACACCAGGAUAUAGGCCACCAGAGGUGCUACUCCGGUAUCCCCAGCAAUCCACUGCGGUGGAUAUUUGGGCUGCUGGCGUUAUAAUGCUCUCGCUGCUCUCGGCUCUGCAUCCGUUUUUUAAGGCCCCGCACGAUUGCGGGGCUCUGGCGGAAAUAAUCAAUUUAUUUGGCGAUAUGCCAGUACGGAAAACUGCCUUCAUGCUGGAUAGAUUGAUUUUGCUGGCCCAAAAGGUAAACACAUUGGAUUUGAGGCGGGUGUGCAUGAGAUUUCGGCAUGCGGAUUUUUUCCUGGCCCCCGAAGUACAUCGGAGAUAUAGGAGGCCAGAUGGCAGCACUGAAAUGUGUCGAAGUUGCGAGCAGCCCACUUUUAACUGCCUUUGCAGCAACAGUGGGCAUCAUUUGGAGCGGUACGAGGGGCUAGAUAUAUUUCCGGCCAACGCUUACGACUUGUUGUCCCGUCUCCUGGAAGUUAAUCCCCAGAAGCGUAUUACCGCCGAGGAGGCCUUGAAGCAUCCGUUUUUCAACGAUCAACAUCGGAUUGCACCAGGCGUGCCCCUCCAUCACCAGCAGCAUAUACUGCAGCAUCAGCAGCAACUGAGAUCCAGGGAAACGCUGCCAUCAGCUGCAGCCCGAACCCUCAAGGCAUUCGUUUCCUAUCCCAUGGAACUGGCUUCCACAGCCUCUCAGGCAGCGGGUAAUAUCUGAUUUCAGGCCUCCGAUACUUUUUGUAUAUACAUAUUACUUGGCCUCCUUGCGUUUCGAAUUGAGUCCUGGGCAGCAGAAGAGAAGGAGGAAACCCUCAUCAGCUAGUUGUGGGCAACAAAAAUUGUAUUGUGCACAAACCAAAACCAAAAAAAAAAAUUACUAAUAUGGGCGAUGGGAAUUGUUCACGAAAUUUAAAUCGAAAAUAUAUAGUAUAUUCGUUUUUGUUGAUUUCAAAUUAA